AUGGGAUGUGAAGUAUCUAUGAUAUUUCAAGAAAAAUUGCAAAGACUGUACGAUGAUGGUUACAAGCUGGUCAUAUUCACCAACGAGUCAAACAUUGUGCGCUGGAAGAACAAGCGACAACAAGCUGUUGACUCCAAAGUUGGCCGCCUUGAUAACUUUAUUGAAUGUGUUAAAGCCCCUAUUCAGCUGGUCCAACCUAUCAAGGACAAGUUUUCAAGUGUUACCUAUGCAGAUCUGUUUCAGCUUGCCAGCGCCACAGCUAUUGAGGAAGUAGGUGUCCCUAAAAUCCCUAUGAUCUAUGGAAGGGUUGGCGUUAUUGCCCUUGACAAUGCGCGCCAAAGUGCUAAGAUUAUUGACCAAUCUCUUACCCCAGGAAAGAUUUAUGAUGGAGAUGGGUUCAAUUACAUCAAAGAAUCUUUUGAAAAUGGUACUCUUCACCUUAUUGGGUUGUUGAGUGAUGGUGGUGUACAGUUACUUCUGAAAGGUGUUAGUGAGAGAGGAGCAAAAAAAAUUCGUGUGCACAACCUUACCGAUGGGCGUGACGUUUUGGAUGGAAGCAGGGUUGGUUUCGUGGAGACCCUAGAGAAUGAUCUUUUGGAGCUUCGAGGCAAGGGUAUUGAUGCACAGAUUGCAUCUGGUGGUGGAAGGAUGUAUGUUACCAUGGACCGUUAUGAGAAUGACUGGGAUGUGGUUAAACGUGACUGGGAUGCUCAGGUGCUCGAAGAAGCACCCUACAAAUUCAAAAGUGCACUUGAGGCUGUGAAAACACUGAGAGCACAACCCAAGGCUAAUGAUCAAUACUUGCCCCCAUUUGUGAUAGUUGAUGACAGCGGCAAAGCUGUUGGACCUGUAUUAGAUGGUGAUGCAGUUGUCACUAUCAACUUCCGAGCCGAUCGCAUGGUUAUGCUUGCGAAAGCACUAGAGUAUGCAGAUUUUAACAACUUUGACCGUGUACCUGUCCCCGAAAUUCGAUAUGCUGGGAUGCUUCAAUAUGAUGGUGAGUUGAAGCUUCCAAAUCGCUACCUUGUUUCCACACCAGAGAUAAAUAGAACAUCUGGGGAGUACUUGGUGAAGAAUGGCAUCCGCACCUUUGCUUGCAGGCAAGUACUAUAUGUCUUUCAGCCCUUCUCUUGAUACCUUUUUUUGCUC
Molecule: messenger RNA, 1149 nt
Organism: Zea mays
Lineage: Eukaryota; Viridiplantae; Streptophyta; Magnoliopsida; Poales; Poaceae
Product: 2,3-bisphosphoglycerate-independent phosphoglycerate mutase
Exons: 7
Coding region: 1-1134 (377 amino acids)
Biological process (GO): glucose catabolic process; response to oxidative stress
Cellular component (GO): cytoplasm
Molecular function (GO): heme binding; manganese ion binding; peroxidase activity
Source: RefSeq, a predicted model, not a curated record